This is a messenger RNA of Trichechus manatus latirostris (Florida manatee), 2811 nucleotides long. It is a transcript of the gene EIF4E, whose product is annotated as eukaryotic translation initiation factor 4E. NCBI's taxonomy places the organism in Eukaryota, Metazoa, Chordata, Mammalia, Sirenia, Trichechidae. The record is from RefSeq and is a predicted model, not a curated record. Gene Ontology annotation, biological process: translational initiation. Bases 1506 to 2159 code for a protein of 217 amino acids. The transcript has 7 exons. Gene Ontology annotation, molecular function: translation initiation factor activity; RNA 7-methylguanosine cap binding. Gene Ontology annotation, cellular component: cytoplasm; eukaryotic translation initiation factor 4F complex.
AGGCACUGGCUGCUUGCUCAUACUGAUUUUUCUGGUGUUAACAUUCUUAAAAAGCCUGGGCAAUAGUCACGAGAUAGUGUCUUCUUCAUUAGAACCUUACAGUAACACGCCAUUAGAUUUCUUUUUCUGUUUGUUGCAGUAAUAACACCGUCUUGAGAAAUAAUAGCUAGCACAGUAUCUUAGAAGGAGAAGAAUGUAGGAUGCUAGUGUGGGGACAAAUUUCUAACUGCCAGUGAUUGUUGUGAGUAUCACAAUAUUUUCCUAAACAUUAAAGCCUCUAUCAAAGGUAGCUACAGUCAUAAAGAAAAAAAAUUCUUCAAACAUUAAAACUGCAUUAGUGUACAUCAUAAAGUCAACAAAAAAACGAAAAACACUUAAAAAAACACAGCAAGGGAAGCAGCUGAUCCUUAGAAAGGCACGCCGUUGCUUAUUAUGAAGCAUUUAUAGAGUUGGAUGCAUUUUCAAAGCUGCUUGUAGUCAUUCCACAGCAUACUCUUGUGAGGUAAGUGUAUUAUCACCUUUGGUUCAUAAAUGAAAAAGCUGAGGCACUAAUUGCUUAAGUCCCUAGCCUAAGGACAAUGAGUCAACGUGAAGAGUCGUAGUUGACCCGCCUAACGACUCCUGACGGUCAGUCCAGGGCUUAGUCAGCGGGGCCUGGAGUGCUUCCCUGGCUGACACCUGGACUAGGCUAUUUCCAUUCAUGUUAAGGCAGAAUAAUGGAACCGAGAAGACAGAGCUUCCAACUAAUUUUGACUUCCACUAAGGAUUUAGCCCUGAGGUCUUAAUCUCAGGAUUUAGGGCACGAACAGCUGUAGGGUGCACUCCCCCUCCCCCCAAUCAGUGGCAAGUGGGUACUGUGGGCGGUUCCGUCUACCCCCUUUUGCAGUGAUGGCAAAAAACGCUCACCAGCGUUAGCAGAGCCGGGGACGUGGGAGGUUGAUUGCUUAAAUAAGGACUUUCCAUUGCCGCUUCUUUUUGAAAUUAAGAGAAAAUGGUGGGAGGUCAAAAGAAAACGAAAUAAACACACAAGCAACUUGUCCUAGGACCUCAACUAAACAAAUUAAGCCUUAUUGUGUGUGUUGAGCCUGCAGUUCCAACUUUCAGGGGAAGAUGGGAGGACAGGGCGACAAAGGGCACAGUAGGCAUGCCUGGCAGUAAGUGCGACAGCAGCUAUCCAGGCGGAAGAACAGGGUACUGAAAACCGCACGCGAGGGUCCGCCGCGCCAAGAACAGCGCACCCUAAGCCAUCGACCACAUGACCAGCCUUUUUUAAAAAAAAAAUAUACUUCUUUGACCUUAAAAAAAAAAAAAAGAAAAAGGGAGGGGGAGACUCCACUUCCCAGAAGCCUCUCGUUAUUCACGCAGCCGCAGUCUUGCGCAGGCGCCGCCAGGGCUAAACGGACACGUCCGUCACGUGGACAGUAGCCGGCCAAUCCGGUUUGAAUCUCAUUUUUUUUCCUUUCACCCCCCCUUCAGGAGCGGUUGUGCGAUCAGAUCGAUCUAAGAUGGCGACUGUGGAACCGGAAACCAGCCCUACUCCUAAUCCCCUGCCUACAGAAGAAGAGAAAACCGAAUCUAAUCAGGAGAUUGCUAACCCAGAACACUAUAUUAAACAUCCACUACAGAACAGAUGGGCACUCUGGUUUUUUAAAAAUGAUAAAAGCAAAACUUGGCAAGCAAACCUUCGGCUCAUCUCUAAGUUUGAUACUGUUGAAGAUUUUUGGGCUCUGUACAACCAUAUCCAGUUGUCUAGUAAUUUAAUGCCUGGCUGUGACUACUCACUUUUUAAGGAUGGUAUUGAACCCAUGUGGGAAGAUGAGAAAAACAAACGGGGAGGACGAUGGCUAAUUACAUUGAACAAACAGCAGAGACGAAGUGACCUCGAUCGCUUUUGGCUUGAGACACUGCUGUGCCUUAUUGGAGAAUCUUUUGAUGACUACAGUGAUGAUGUAUGUGGAGCUGUUGUCAAUGUUAGAGCUAAAGGUGAUAAAAUAGCAAUAUGGACUACUGAAUGUGAAAACAGAGAUGCUGUUACACAUAUAGGGAGGGUAUACAAGGAAAGGUUAGGACUUCCUCCAAAGAUAGUGAUUGGUUAUCAGUCCCAUGCAGACACAGCUACUAAGAGCGGCUCCACCACUAAAAAUAGGUUUGUUGUUUAAGAAGACACCUUCUGAGUAUUCUCAUAGGAGACUGCGUCAAGCAAUCGAGAUUUGGGAGCUGAACCAAAGCCUCUUCAAAAGCAGAGUGGACUGCAUUUAAAUUUGAUUUCCAUCUAAAUGUUGCUAAGAUAUAAGAGAAGUCUCAAUCGCCUUUGUCUUGUACUUCUGUGUUCAUUUUUUUUUUUUUUAAUUUUGGCUAGAGUAUCUACUAUCCCAAUCAAAGAAUUACAGUACACAUCAUCCCCAGAAUCCAUAAAUGUGUUCCUGGCCCACUCUGUAAUAGCUUAGUAGAAUUCACAUUACAAAACAUUUACUCAUCCACAAUAUUCAAAAAAGAACUUGCAUUUCUAUACCUUACAGGAAAAAAAAUUUGUUUCUGUACCAUUGUAUGCAGGAGCAUAUUUUGCUGGUUUGAAAGAGUAUGAUGCAUACAGUUUUCUAGCAAUUUUCUUUGUUUCUUUUUACAGCAUUGUUUUUGCUGUACUCUUGCUGAUGGCGGCUAGAUUUUAAUUUAUUUGUUCCCUACUUGAUAACAUUAGUGAUUCUGAUUUCAGUUUUUCAUUUUGUUUUGCUUUUGUUUUUUUUCCUCAUGUAACUUUGGUGAAGGAUCCAGGAAUAUGACACAGAGGUGGAAUAAACAUUAAUUUUGUGC